Messenger RNA from Lotus japonicus, 3330 nucleotides. Its product is annotated as membrane protein of ER body-like protein. The record is from RefSeq and is a predicted model, not a curated record. The coding region runs from base 103 to 3099 and encodes 998 amino acids. NCBI's taxonomy places the organism in Eukaryota, Viridiplantae, Streptophyta, Magnoliopsida, Fabales, Fabaceae. The transcript has 9 exons.
GUCCACCCAACAUCUCUGUUCAUACACACCACACCCCACCCCACCCCACAAGGCACAAUCCAAUCUUACUCUGUCUUUGUCCUUCUUGGCAAGGCAACUUCAAUGGAGCAGGAACACCAUCAAUUCAUAGCACUUCAUGAUGAUGAUGAAGAAGAAGUAGAAGUGGAAGAUGGUGCUUUGAAAACAAGGCAAUCCCUGCCACAUAGCAAGGAAACCCUUGUUACAGAAGUGGUAGCCAAUGGGGGUGAGCAUAGAAAUGGUGUUUCCUCAGUUGUCACAGACCUAGAUGGAUCUUUUGUUCAGAAAGAGAAGGAAGUUGCAGAAAUUGGAAGUGUUGGUGAAAAUAACAGCCAUUUUCAUGAUGACAGAGUAGAUGGUGGUGCAGCUGUUGGGCUUAGAAUUGUAGCAGAGUUUGUAGAAGCAGCAAAAAAUGGAGAAGCCAUAGCUGAUGCUAGUGUUGGUGCUGCUGAAUCACAGAAUGAGAACAGUGUUUACUUUGACAAGCAACAAGGAGUGUGGAAAUGUCACCACUGCACAUGGACCAUGCGAUUUGCCAGUCCUAUUAUUCAACAUGGACCAUGUUUUGUUUGGGGAGAAAAAGACAAUAAAAUCAAUGGACUUAAUGGAUUUCAAAAUGGAGAUGCUGCAACUUCUGUCAGUCUGACGAAUCCUGGGGAAAGCGAUUAUGAUGUACAAAUAGAAAAUUCAGUUACUCAGAGGAAUCUAUGCAGUGAAGUCAACGAUCAGUGCAUGAAAACAGUGGAUGACAAAGUCCCUUCCAAUUCAGAAGUAUCCCCUUUGCAUAAUUCACGUGACGACACUCGAGCUACAACAGUUUUGGAUUUUCAUGAAGAAACUAACAUAAAGGAAGGUUCUGAAUUGGUAAAAGAGAUUGACCAGGACCUGAAAGAAUUUGAUGUUGAGGUGGUAUUGGCAAAACAAGAGACACAUGAUUUGUUCUGUCCUAAUUGCAAUUCUUGCAUUACUAAAAGGGUUAUCCUCAAGAAAAGAAAAAGGAACAUUCAUAGUUUAGAUAACAAAGCCAAGCGUGAUAAGUUAGACAUUGUAGCUAGCUCUGAUCCGGUUAAUAGUUCUGCACAAGAAUCCGACCGAGGUGUUAGUGAGAAUGUAACAUCUGAAAUUGUUAGUGUAGAGACACCUGAUGAUAAUUAUCAUCCUGAAAGAGAACCAGAAAGUGAUCCAGAAGUGUUCAGAUGUCUAGCAUGCUUCAGCUUCUUUAUUCCUAGUGGAAAAGGUUUCAAUCUGUUCCGCAAUUUUGGUGGUUCCAGGAAGCAAGAAACUUCACAAAAUGCUACGAGUAUAACUGCACAAAAUUUGCAAAAUCCUUCUACUCUACCAGGCUCCAAUGCAAAUUGGUUCACCUCUCUAUUUACUUCAAAUAAGGGGAAAACAGCUACUGCGAAAGGUAACACUUCCCUUGAACAUUCUACAACUGCUCAUGUUGAGCAGCAUUGUUCAACAUCAGUUACUUCAAAUGUGCCUGCCUCCACUGAUAUUGGUCAUCUAGAAGGUUCACUUGCUGAUACGGCUCUAAUUAAGAAUGCAAAACCUGCCGCAGAAAAUGGAGGGAUGAGUUCUCAGAUUUCCUCAACUGCGGAAUCAGUUAAGAUUGGACCAGGGACAGAAAAUGGCAUCAAAUUCCAUACUGCAUCAGGGAAUGAGCCAUUGGCUGACCAAAAAUGCCUUGACUCAUCAUUUCAGAAUGAUUUCUCAUCUAUUAAAAGUACUGGUGGAGUGAUGAAUGGAGUGCAGAGUGCUGGACAGGAUUUUAUCGAUUUAUCGUCUAAAGAACAGUUAUUGACUGGAAACCUGAAGACCAAUGACGGAGAGACAUCAGUGGACAUAAUAAAGACAACAGCUAAUGUUGAAGUUAUGUCCUCAAUGAGCUUUUCUGAUGGAGUGGUAUCCAAAUAUGAGAGUGUUCAAUCAGUAACUACUGCUACUAGUGAAAAACAUUUUAAUGCUGGAGAAACUGCAAAAGUUUCCGUUCUUAAUCCUUCUGAAGGGAUACCUGGAUUUCUUGCUCCUACAACUAUAGGGUCUCUUAUCCUUGAGCAGUCGCAGAAAGAUGUAGAUGGUACAUCUGAAAAUAUUAAGAAUAGCUAUUCUUCUUUUACACAAUCUUCAGUUCAAUCAUCUGGCAGUUCAGUACCUGCAAGUGUGGUAGCUAGUAACAAACAAACUUCUGGAAUAGAUGCUAUAUUUCCAUCAAAACCAGAUUUGGCACCAAUUGAGGAAGUGCAAAAGGAUAUUAACAAGGAAAUAAGUGCUUCUGACAAAAAAGAAAGUAAAGGUGGUGAUGUGAUAGUUGUUGUUGACAGAGAAGCAAUAGAAUCCACAACAUCUCAGACAGCAGAUAAUGUUCCAGUUGAAGGUGCUGUAGUGCCAGGAUCAGAUACUCAAGUGCUUAUUGAUGAACAACCAAGAGAUGAAACUGGUGAACGCCAACAAUGGGAAGUACUUAAAAGCAUUGUGUAUGGUGGUUUAGUUGAGUCAAUCACAAGUCUUGGAAUUGUGUCAUCUGCAGUUAGUUCUGGUGCUGCCCCAUUGAAUAUUAUAGCGCUGGGACUUGCAAAUCUGGUUGGUGGACUUUUCAUCCUUGGUCAUAAUCUUAAUGACUUGAAAAAUAAUCACUCUGGAGGGGAUCAACAGCAAACGAACGCGCAAGAAGAUCAAUAUCAUGAACUACUCGGACGCAGAGCAAAUUUCUUGCUCCAUGCUGUUGUGGCUGUUAUAUCCUUCAUAAUAUUUGGUGCUGUUCCCCUUGCUAUCUAUGGAGUCUUGAUUAACAAGAACUACAGUUCGGAUGUUAAGCUUGGGAUAGUGGCAGCCACUUCUGUUGUAUGCAUCAUUCUACUUGCUAUUGCCAAAGUUUACACCAGGAAACCACCUAAAUACUACUUUAAAACUAUGUUAUACUAUGUGGCAUUGGCACUUGGAGCCUCAGGAAUAUCCUAUAUAGCAGGAAUCCUAAUCAAGGAGCUUCUAGAGAAAAUCAGCAACUCCGAGUCAGGUUUUGCUUUUAUCACCAUGCCCAAUUCAGACACAAGUAUGGAACCAGCAUGGAUGUCUUACUGAAGCAGUAGGGAGUAGGAGCUUUAAUAGGAGCAUGAGCUUUUUGAAAGGGGAUCUUCAAAGGAAGUCCCUAGAGGAACUUAGUCCCUAGAGGAACUUAGAAUAAAUGUAACUGUGGUAGUUAAAAUGUGAAAAUGCAAGCAGCUUUUUCCUUUUGAUGUUCCAUUUUACAUUUUUGUUUGCUUGGAUUCUUGUUAUCAAAAUAGAAAUAAGAAAAGAAAGGGCUGUUUAAUA